Molecule: messenger RNA, 976 nt
Organism: Tribolium castaneum (red flour beetle)
Lineage: Eukaryota; Metazoa; Arthropoda; Insecta; Coleoptera; Tenebrionidae
Product: ubiquitin carboxyl-terminal hydrolase
Exons: 6
Coding region: 97-792 (231 amino acids)
Biological process (GO): ubiquitin-dependent protein catabolic process; protein deubiquitination
Cellular component (GO): cytoplasm
Molecular function (GO): cysteine-type deubiquitinase activity
Source: RefSeq, a predicted model, not a curated record
GUUCGUAGCAACCUGAAAUUUCAUUUCAGAGACCGGUCAUCUAGUCGCUGAUUCAUUCAAAAAGUCAUUCAAAUUUCAGUAAAAAAGCUUCCCAAAAUGGCACUAUUACCCCUAGAAUCGAAUCCUGAAGUCAUGAACAAGUUUCUUCAUUUGUUGGGUGUUCCCAACAAAUGGAACAUCGUAGAUGUGUAUGGAUUAGAGCAGGACGAUUUAGCCUACAUUACAAAGCCAGUGUUGGCUCUGAUUUUGCUGUGUCCCAACAGUGAACAAUUCAACAAACACGCCGAAGAAGAAUCCGUAAAACUGAAAGAGGAGGGUCAGAUUAUCACCCCCGACUUAUUUUUUGUGAAACAGUCAGUGCCAAACGUUUGCGGAACGAUCGCUUUGAUACAUUCGGUCGCAAACAACUCAGAAAAGCUAGGUAUCGAAGGGCCGUUCAAGCACCUUUUGGAAAAAACCAAAGACUUAACACCUGAAAAACGAGGAGAGUUGUUAUUCAGCUGUGAAGACGGCGAAUCCUUUAACUUAAUGUCAGUUCAUCAGGAACUAGCUCAAGAGGGACAAUCUGAGGUCAACCCGAACGAACCCGCCAAUAAUCACUUCAUCGCACUGAUCGAAAAAGACGGACAUUUGUACGAACUUAACGGUAGUAAAGAAUUUCCCGUCAAUCAUGGACCGACCACUGAAGACACUUUUCUCGAGGAUGCUGCAAACGUUUGUCGCCAGUUUAUUUCGAGGAAUGCCGAAGAUGUCAAUUUUACUGUGAUGGCUUUGACCGCAGCUGAGAACUGAACGGAACAUAUCGUUUCAAAUUUUAUACGCUAAAUUUACUGUUUUAAUUUUUACGCUAAAAGACCAAAAUAUACACACGCUUUUGAUGGACUUAUCGGCUUGGCUUUUACCGUGCCUUGCUUUUCAGUGUGAUAUUUAUUGGCUUAUAAAUUGUGCAACACUUGAAUAAACUUGCAUACAUUUA